AUGAACUCCAAUGCUAGCGAACGCGACGAGAAGAAAGAUCAUGAUCGUAAUGGAGUCGACCAUCCCUCCGCCAACCACGCUUCGAAUCAAGCCCCAGCCAAAAGGCGGCUCGAAUCUACUGAAGUAGCAGUACCCACUUCCAGCCCUAAAAAGAAAAGAAUGAAGCAGAAGUCAGCCAGCAUCAACAUCCUGCAAACCACGCAGCCACUGCCCUUGAAGGAAGUACGCGAGUUUAUUUUAGCAUGCCUGCAACCAUCUGCACAACAUCCCGGUUGGGCUCAUUUCACCAACCGUGCCAAGAUCAAACAUGUUGCGUUGCUUUACGUCCAUGGACUGACGGAAAGCAUGCUCCAAGACCCUCCGUACAUCAAUGAAAUAUUUAAGGAAAAGUACAAUACACAUGUAGCUGGCAACAAAAAAUCGGUACUUCGAGAUCCAUUUUUUGACCUCAUCCAAUGCCCUAUGACGAAAAGUGCUAAACGUCGGCAAAUGGCAGCUCUGAAGGCCAAAACUCUAUCUCCAAAAGAUCUGAUCCUCGAUCAUUCCCAAUUAAUAGCUUAUAGCUAUCCUAUUCAUAGUUAUCAUCAAGCGGAUUCAGAACUUCCUGAAGGAUGGAUGGAAACCCCAAUAGAUAAAAGCAAGAUGGUAGAGGACCCAACACGCAUAAUUUCUUUGGACUGCGAGAUGUGUGUCACGACCAAAGGAAGGUCAUUGACAAGAGUAGCACUUGUGGAUCGAGAUGGCAAAUUACUGCUCGAUGAAUUAGUAAAGCCAGACGUACCUAUCAUUGACUACGUUACACAAUAUAGUGGGAUCACGGAAGAAAUGUUGAAGGACGUUACAACAACGCACGAAGAGGUUCAGCAUAUGGUUAUGAAACUCUUAGAUGAAAACACAAUGUUGCUUGGCCAUAGUCUGGACAACGAUCUUCAAGCACUGCGUAUACGACACCCAUUUAUUAUUGACACGGCUGUGACGUUCCCCCACCCUAGUGGACCGCCACUCAAAGCAUCCCUAAAAUGGCUCACAAACAAGUGGUUAUCUAAAGACAUACAAAGCGCAAGUUCGGGGCAUCAUCCUGUUGAGGAUGCGCAAGCAUGCCUUGACUUGGUGGAAAAAAAGCUAAGACAAGGGCCAUCGUUUGGAAUAUUUCAGUCUGACAUGGAUAGCAUAUUAGAUCAUCUGUCGGAUGCAAGUCAGCCGAAAACUGGUGCCAUCCUUUGUAGUAAAAACACGAUGACCAGCAAAAAUCAAUCACAUGCUAAUCAAGAUGACAGUUACUUUAUCACGGCAGACGAUGAUGAGUUAGCUCACCAAGUGUGUGCGAAGAUAAAACAAAAAGAUUUAAUUGUGGCUCGGUUCAGAUCCUUGGAAGAAACCCUUUUUCAGCAACCGCCGAAACAUGAAAUGGAAAUGGCCAUCCAAAGGUUUCAUGACUACGUUCAAAAGAUUUACGACGAGGCUCCUACUGGCACAGUCGUCGUCGUUGCAAAUGGUGGUGGAAACCGGCGCAAAUAUAAUAGGCAAGUCCAAGGUGUCUUGUGA
Umbelopsis ramanniana AG is the source of this 1545-nucleotide messenger RNA. RefSeq lists its product as uncharacterized. The record is from RefSeq and is a predicted model, not a curated record. Gene Ontology annotation, cellular component: nucleus. Bases 1 to 1545 code for a protein of 514 amino acids. The transcript has 6 exons. Gene Ontology annotation, molecular function: nucleic acid binding; exonuclease activity. NCBI's taxonomy places the organism in Eukaryota, Fungi, Mucoromycota, Umbelopsidomycetes, Umbelopsidales, Umbelopsidaceae.